CGGUGGUUGAUGGUGCUCGGCUCCUGGAGAGAGUCGUCGUCGUGUUCUGUAUUUAUAAAGCUUUCGUGAAUAACAAAUUGAAGAGUAAAGAUUGAAACACUCCUAAGGAUUUAGAUACAAGGGUUUGAAAAAUCAGUGAAAAUCACGAGAUUGAUAUUGCGGUGCAAAGUGAUCCGUGCGAUAUCGUGUGUCACUGGGGCGGCUUGGCACGAGAUGGAUCUUGGAGCAGGUGGCAGGUGAGGCCGCGCGAGAGGUGAUUCUCCUGCCACAAUGCCUCAGUAUCAGUGCUUGCUGACCCUGCACAGGUAGUCACUCCUGCCGCCGCCUCGCCUUCCCUGCGUCCUCCAUUGCCCUCUCCGGUGCCGCCUCACGCACCAUGUCAGACUAUGUUGGCGAUGGCCUCGGGUGGUCACGCGGCUGCAUGGUGCCUCCCGUAGCCCUUAUGUCCUCCAGGGACACUGCAACGACCACCUGGCGUUCUCCUGGGGACGCCCGUAUAGUGCCAGGCCCCUCCGUCAGGGCCUCUCGAAGUGCCACAGUAACCGCGCGCUCCUUCGCCGGAAUAUCCCGCCGUCGGGGACUGCCGGCAUGGGGCACCAUAGACCCUCUCGCCCCUCCUGCGCCAACGCCCUUGGCGGCGCCCUUGGAAAGCGUGGACAGGUCGGGAGAGUCGCCUCUGGUGACGGUGCAUCUGAAGAACCACAGCUGUGCGGCAUCCGGUUCCGAGGCCUUCUUCAACCUGAGUCAGCACGGCGGGCGCCGCGGCACCGCCAUCUCCCGUUCCUCCUCCUGCGUGUCCGCCAUCAGCAGGAGCUCCUACCGCUUGCACUCCAUCGCUCCGCCCACCCCGCCCACCAUCCCCACGACCCACACCAGCCUGGGGCGUCGCACGAGCAAUGCCCUGAACAGCCGGAGGGUCGGAAGGAGUUACAGCGUGGCCCCCGCGGACUGGUCCUCCUCAGCCAUGACCGGCGCGCGCGUGGUGGGGCGGCGCGCCCAGCGUCUUCAGCUUCCCGCCCUGCCCGUCCAGCAGCAGCCACCUACGCCCAGGGAGCAUAAGCUGCCGCACCCUCAGAGCCAGCAGUAUUACCACCAGAACAUUUUGAUACAUCAGCAGCCCGAGAAGCAACCUGCAUCUUGUGGCGUUUUGGAUGAAAUAAACCAAAAUGGGGAAAGCGACAGUGCACCGUCGCUCCCGCCCGCGCUCCCGCCCGCACGUCCGCAGCCGCCGACGCCCCCACCCCUCCCUCUCAAGUGGCAUCGCACCGCCGCGCCCAGUACCUCCGGCUGCAGGUGUCAGCCGUGUAGCGUCGGCGGGCUGGUGGCGCGUGCCUACAAGGCUGUGCUGAAGGCUGCGUCCACAUGUAAGUGCGAGGAGAAAGCCACGCUUAGGUACGCCCGGCUGGCCAUAAGCUCUUCUGGCUCAGUGCCCUUGCAUGUGGCCUGCGCCGUCACGUCCGCCCUUCGGGAACUCUUCGAUUGCGGGUUUUGUUCAUCUUUAUAUUCUUUUAAGAGGGCAUUGUGUGGAGACAUUUUAUGUGUUGAAUAA
This is a messenger RNA of Penaeus indicus, 1549 nucleotides long. RefSeq lists its product as uncharacterized. The record is from RefSeq and is a predicted model, not a curated record. The transcript is spliced from 5 exons. Lineage: Eukaryota; Metazoa; Arthropoda; Malacostraca; Decapoda; Penaeidae. Bases 377 to 1549 code for a protein of 390 amino acids.